GCCCGGCGCCGCAAAGCUUAGUGCGAGGAGUUAAGUACGUGCCAGAGAGUAAGUCCAAACCGGCCAUUGUGUUGACAGUCCUGGGAGUUCAUGGUAAUGUGAGUUGUUCUAAAUGAACCUUGUUGCUUCCUCUGAACAUCCGCAGUGUGCUGUGCUGUCUUGCACUCUUCCUUUUCCUGACAUGCAUGCAGGUGUAGACAUCUGUCAGUAGAUGUUGCUUCUGAAUAGAACUAAAGAACUCAGAACAACUUGUAAGACUCUUGCCUUGAUUAGCAGGUAGGUGGAACAGUAUCAGACCUCCUUUCCCUGACCACCUGUACCACAAGCUAAUGGUUAGGUGUCUUUAUGUAACUCUGGAAAGCCAAGAGCAAAAGGGACUCAGGAUGCAAAGCAUCUAGAGACCAGUGUGAUUCCUCUCCACAGGGGAGGAGCAAGGAGGAAGACUUGCCAGACAAGAUCCAAAAGCAGUGUGACCUUUACUUUUCUAAUAAGGUGAUUCUGAAACUUGGAGUAGAGGACUCCUAGCCUGAGCUCUUGAGCUGCUCGAGACAGGAGUUUGAAGGUGCAGCAAGCCUAACAGUGAGGACAUUAGAAUUUCCUUGAACAAGUUGGACAAUCUGAAAUACUGACCAUGUCUAUUACGGAUCAUAGCCCCACCACUGGAGUGGUGACUGUUAUUGUUAUUUUGAUUGCUAUUGCAGCUCUUGGUGCCUUGAUACUGGGCUGCUGGUGUUACCUGCGUCUGCAGAGGAUCAGCCAGUCUGAAGAUGAGGAAAGCAUUGUGGGCGAAGGAGAAACCAAAGAGCCCUUUCUUCUGGUGCAGUACUCUGCUAAAGGACCUUGUGUAGAGAGGAAAGCUAAGCUAACUCCAAAUGGCACAGAAGUCCAUAGCUAACUUGCAGCAACACAUGUAUAUGGACUAUGCUUAUGAUGUGUGUAACCAGCAGAAGAAUCUCUAUACUGUGAAGAACCUGGUCACAUGCACGCCUCUCAUCAGAAAACACCCCGAUGAGGAUUAAAUAAGCUUUGUUUGCAACUGCAUGCACUGAGAAGUUGCACUUUGCAUCAGCUGUGUAUCCUAAUUCCUCUAUAACAGGAGCUGACUCACCUGGCGUAACAUCCAUUGCUGGCAAUGGACACAGGGACAUAUUGGUGUGAAGAGACCACUAGCGUUUUUUGUUACUUGAAUGUUUAGCUGAACUUAUUUUGAUGGAGCUACUACUGUAAUGUGAAUUACUUUACAACUGUGAACUGUAAAUAGGCUGCCAGAAGCUUUUUGCUUUGUGUUCCACAGCAUAUGGGAAUAAUAUGAUGCAGCAAGGGGACUCCUGAACCACCACUGUAGAUGGGAUUUCAGACCUUCAAAACACAAUCUGCAGUUAAAUCUUGCUUCCGCUACUAUUGUGAGCGCACAGCCAUAGUGUCAGAACUCUUACUCUUAUGCUUUAUUGGACUGAUGCAGAAUAAUUUCUUUGAAAAGAAGGUGUAAGCCUUCAGUAAAAUGUUGAGAGAGUAAACACAGGAACUACAAGAAAGGAAGUGAUUUCCUUUAAUUGCAGCUAGGUAGGUUAAGCUUUUGGCUGCUAGAACUGAGUUCUCUAACUAUGUAGCUACUGCAGGGAAACUGCCAUUUUGAGGGAUUCCAACCUGGGAACUAAUGAUGGAUACUGAACCCUCAGGGAUGAUCCAGAAGGUUCCCAGGAGUUUGAAAUGGCAGUAGAGCAGGCUUCUUUCUUCCAUAGGUCUGCAUGCUGAAACUGCAGAAGUGGUUACUUAUUAAAACUGGCAUUAAGUGCAGCUAGUAUGAAUUUUUUCCUAGAACCCCUGUUUGUGUACUUAGGAGUUAAGGUAUAUGUUAACAGCCUGUUGUAAAAAGGUGUUUUAGUCUACAGUCAGUCAACUAUAGAGAUAGAUCUUUGAGAUAGAUCUCUUGAUUUAACUUACUACUACAAGAUUAAGUUUCAGUCCUUCCUACAAAAACAAAUGUUGAUAUAGGGAAGGGAGACUUCUGGUCAGUUUGUAAAUGUUUUUUAGCUAGCAAUAGUGAAGUCCCAAAUAAGGACAUCCCUUCCAUUUCCUGCUCUGUACUGUAGUUCAACUGUAGAAAGAUGUGUUAAAGGGGGAGUUCUGGACCUCAGAGGUUUGGGGGCAGGAGAGGAGGCAGAAAAGGGAGGAGAAGGAACAACACUCAGCCACCAAUGACGAUUUUCUAAGACUGUGAGGGUAGGCACACAUGCUUUGAGGCCACUGACCUGUUUUCAAUGACUUUAUACAUAGCUUCCUUUGCCUACUGCAAUUUUUAAAUACUUAAUUGCCUAGGAGAAAAAAAGCUACUGUAAAUCUGUUCCCUGAGAUAAGUUAGUUACAAGUAAUGAAGUUCAAGUUCUUCAGCUCUAUAAGAAGCAUUAGACUUGCUUCUUGUACCUAAUGUUAACUAAGUUAACAUAGGCCUAGCAAGGUUGCUUGAGAACUGUAACUAUAUGCAAGACGAUGAUGGCCUAGACAGAAAGUCUUGUCCCUUGCUUCUACAGCAAGAUACUGACUUGUGGUUCUAGUGCUAUGUUUGCUUUUUUUAAUUGAAGGCUAUAAUUUGAAGCAAAAUCAAUGCUGUCAGCAGCAAAAAGCUCCUGCUGUUUCCUCUUGAGUACAAUAUGGGGUACAGCUGAUAGAAGGCUGUUCUUACCCUGGCACAUAUAUGUUUGGGUUUUUUUAAGAUGCUAGUCUCAUACUUGUAUGUAUAGUGAGACCCAUAUUAAACUGCUGUAUUCUAGACCUCUUGCAAAUCAAGGAGAAAAGAAUUAAUUCAGUAAGACUUUCUUUAGUUUUCAGUAGAGAACAGUUCACACAUGGCUCUUGCAGGUUUCAAGACAGUCAGAUAACUGGUAUACAAAAGUGAUACAAAGUGCUGAAAUUCUUGAAUGAACAGUUGUAGCAAGAUGACUUUGUCCAAGUUUACUGAUUACAGAGAUGAAACAUCUAUUUUAAUUCAGCAAAGAGAAUGCAGUGUAAAGGGCAAACUUCAGAAAUUAUGGAAAAGUAUAAAUCAUGUCUAACUUCUCUUCUAGCAGCUUUAAGAGAAAGCCAGUGAAAAAUAACUGGUCCUUAGUCAGAGGUGCUUCACACUGCUGCCCCUAAAAAUCAGCAUCUUCAAUUUUAAUGGAUAGGUGUUUGCAAGUUAGUGCAAUAGUAAAGUGCAGAAAGUGUUUUCCAUUCUCCUCUUCUCUUUAGAUGUGGGUAUCUAAUAAGUUGUUCAAGUAUACAAAAAUAAUCCAUUUGAUUUUUCUUUUUCUAGAUCAUGUGGGGGACGAAGUCUUUAUUUACAAUGAAUUUCAAUAAAAUUUGCAUAAAUACCUACCCAAUACUGCAUCAUUUGACUUUGUGUAAGUAAUCAUU
Egretta garzetta (little egret) is the source of this 3393-nucleotide messenger RNA. It is a transcript of the gene SNN, whose product is annotated as stannin. The record is from RefSeq and is a predicted model, not a curated record. Gene Ontology annotation, cellular component: mitochondrial outer membrane. Lineage: Eukaryota; Metazoa; Chordata; Aves; Pelecaniformes; Ardeidae. Bases 632 to 895 code for a protein of 87 amino acids. The transcript is spliced from 2 exons.